Lagopus leucura (white-tailed ptarmigan) is the source of this 7955-nucleotide messenger RNA. It is a transcript of the gene SLC38A1, whose product is annotated as solute carrier family 38 member 1. The record is from RefSeq and is a predicted model, not a curated record. The coding region runs from base 312 to 1784 and encodes 490 amino acids. Gene Ontology annotation, molecular function: L-glutamine transmembrane transporter activity. Lineage: Eukaryota; Metazoa; Chordata; Aves; Galliformes; Phasianidae. The transcript is spliced from 16 exons. Gene Ontology annotation, biological process: L-glutamine transport; amino acid transmembrane transport.
UCCACAUGCACACACCCGCGGCGGGAGGAGCGGCAUCUCUCUCGCCGUCCUCAUUUCUCCAAUUUAAUUUCCCCCGGCCUCUCGCUUCUUCCUGACUAUUUUUAUUUUGUUUUUCAUCGUAUUCUUCUCAGUACGAUUCUCCGCCGGGCUGCUCCAGCCGGCCGCCGCUGGGAGAGGCUGCGCUGCGCGCCGGGGGCUCCCCGCGGCUCCUCGCAAGGUUGCUGAUACUGUGGCUGCUGUUUACCCACCAGAUCCCAACCAAACACUAACAUUUCAAGAAACAUUUGGAUACGUACGGUUCCUCACCCAAGAUGCCAUUCAAAGCUGGAUUAGAACUGACUGAAUUACAGAAUAUGACUAUCCCUGAAGAUGAUAACAUCAGCAACGAUUCAAAUGAUUUCACAGAGGUGGAAAAUGGCCAGAUAAAUAGCAAGUUUAUUUCGGACCGAGAAAGCAGGAGAAGUCUCACAAACAGCCACUUGGAAAAGAAGAAAUGCGAUGAAUAUAUUCCAGGUACAACUUCUUUGGGAAUGUCUGUCUUCAACCUCAGCAACGCCAUCAUGGGCAGUGGCAUUUUAGGCCUCGCUUUUGCAUUGGCCAACACAGGAAUCUUCCUAUUUUCGCUGCUUUUGGUUUCUGUGACAUUGCUGUCUAUUUAUUCAAUACAUCUCCUGUUGGUGUGUUCAAAGGAAACAGGCUGCAUGGUAUAUGAAAAGCUUGGUGAGCAGGUUUUUGGUACCCCUGGGAAAAUGAUUGUCUUUGGAUCUACAUCUCUUCAAAAUGUUGGAGCAAUGCUGAGCUAUCUCUUCAUAGUAAAAAAUGAGCUGCCUUCUGCCAUAAAGUUUCUAAUGGGAGAAGAAGAAACUUUUUCGGCAUGGUACGUGGAUGGGCGGAUUCUUGUUGUUGCAGUGACGUUUGGUAUCAUCCUCCCUUUAUGUCUCCUUAAGAACUUAGGGUAUCUUGGCUAUACCAGUGGAUUUUCAUUAAGCUGUAUGGUAUUUUUCCUGAUAGUGGUUAUUUACAAGAAGUUUCAAAUUCCCUGUCUCGAACCGGAGCUAAAUACAACAUCACCUAUCCUAUCAAAUAGCUCAGCACAUGAGCAUAUGUGUAAGCCAAAGUAUGUUAUCUUUAAUUCCAAGACUGUGUAUGCUUUGCCAACCAUCGCUUUUGCAUUUGUGUGCCACCCAUCAGUCCUUCCAAUUUACAGCGAACUUAAAGACCGCUCACAGAAAAAAAUGCAGUUGGUUUCAAAUAUCUCAUUUUUUGCCAUGUUUGUGAUGUACUUUAUGACUGCCAUAUUUGGCUAUUUGACUUUCUAUGAAAAUGUGCAGUCAGAUCUGCUUCACAAGUACCAGAGUAAAGAUGACAUCCUCAUCCUGACGGUGCGCUUGGCUGUGAUUGUUGCAGUUAUACUCACAGUGCCAGUGCUGUUUUUCACUGUGCGUUCGUCAUUAUUUGAGCUGGCAAGAAAAACAAAGUUUGACUUAUGCCGUCAUGUUUUGGUUACUUUUGUUCUUUUGGUUAUCAUCAACCUCUUAGUCAUUUUUAUCCCAACCAUGAAGGAUAUUUUUGGAGUCGUAGGGGUCACUUCUGCCAAUAUGCUGAUUUUCAUUCUUCCUUCAUCAUUGUAUUUAAAAAUUACACAUCAGGAUGGAGGAAAAUUUACUCAGAGGAUUUGGGCUUCCCUUUUCUUGGCACUGGGAAUAAUGUUUUCCCUAGUGAGCAUCCCAUUGGUCAUCUACGACUGGGUGCAGUCAGGAGGUAGUACUGAAGGCAGCAACUGAAGUUGACCUUCUGAAAAGGAGACAUGCCUGUUUGCUACACACCAAAAUCGCAACCAUCCAUUCUGUUAUCUAUUCUACCUUUUGUGAGUUUACUCAAAUCAAAUCCAAAUAAUGAUUUUCCAGUACUGAAUAUGCUGUUUUGGGUGUAUUUUCUUGCAGAAAACAGACCCGUUAUUCCAACAGGCAUAUCGUUCUGUCCCACAAUACUGAGUUAUCAGAUCAGCAUAAAUUCUGUAUUGUCUGCAAGACUAUAUAGAGUAUUGCUCAUAGGAAUUCAUCACAAUUUGUUUUUCCACUUCCACCCAUGAACUGCAUUGUUCUGUUAUUAUUCUUAGCCCUUGAACCAUGAGCUCUGCUCCUUUAGAGCAGCAACAUGUGUUAUCAAUUCCAGCUGGAGUGAUUAUCCCAAAUGUCAUCAGUACACUCCCUUUCCCAUUGCGUUUUAACAAAAACUGCUCUCGAAUUGUAUGCAUUGUUUGUUUGUUUGUUUGUUCUGUUGCUGUUUUGUACACCAUUUGCCUCACCAACUAAGUGUAGCAUUCUGGAUAUGGAUACAAAAAGCACCACCAGAGCAUAAAUGAGCGCUGUAUAAACUUAGGUCCUAAAUCUGGUGCUUCUCCUGUAAUGUUGCAGUGGAGGAGCCAGCCUUAGGCUUGGCUCGUUUGUUGCUUUGAGAAGCAGGCGUGUGUGUGUGUGUGUGUGUGUGUGUGUGUGUUUGUGUUUGUGUUUGCAAAGGGGUACAAGGAGCUGGAGUAGGAUGAUCAUCAUCAGCCACCAUUUCCCUGCUAUCUUUCAGUUUGCGCCUGGCCACCAACAGCCAGGAUGCUCAGCAAUGAGCAUCUGCAAUGAGUACCUGAACCUGAAGAGAAGCAGAUGCUCAGAGAUUUCCAUAGGAAGUUUCUGCAUCAAACUGUUCACUAAUGCCCUGCUCUUCCCAGAAAACAAUGGCAGUCUCCAUUUUUAUCAAAACCUGCACAUUUAAUUAUACCUCAUGCCUUUUGCAUUCUUGGAUUCAUCUGUACACACCUAGGGUGACCCUGUAGAGAUUUGGUCCUCUCGUGUUUCACCCCCCUCCCGCUGAAGUCAGCAGGGUUUCUGACUGCAUUUGGAGCAGGAUCUUACCCUACUGAAGAUUUCACCCGCCAGAUUUCUAAUGGAAUUUGAAGUCUGUAGUAUUUCUUUCAAAUAACAUAAACACUUUGCAUUAUUGAAAUGUUUUAUUUACAUUUCACAUCAAUUCUUUAUAACAGUUACGGAAAAGACAUUAAAUUACUACUAGCAGAAACACUGUAACUUGUAUCUGUUGUCCACAGAGUAUUUGCCUAAUGCCUUAUAGCUGGUGUAGAGAACUACUUGUAGAGAUUCAAAUGCUAAGCAGGUGAUAGUUGACCAUACUCAGCAGACAUCUGUUAGUGCACUGCCAGCAGCAUAAUUGUGUUCACUUCGUAUCAUUCAUCCUGUGAGCUAAAAAUGUGUCUGAGUUUUGCUCUCAUAAGAUGAAACUGGCUCCUGAAAAAAACCUGAAGGCUGAGGGAGCCCUAGGUCACAUCCAAGGGCUAAGUAAUGCCCUAAUUUGUAUUGGAGAUGUCAGUGUGCAGUGACCCUCUGGCUCCCACUGUAGCUGUGGGAGGAACCUGUAGUUAACAGCACUGCCUGUGAGUAAACUGUCAUUACAGCUUGUUGUUUCUAAGGUUAGGGAUGGAGAAUUCAGGGUCUUGGGAUUUCUGUGAGCUAUUGAAUUACCUCAGUUCCCCCACUUUGUCCUACAUGGCUUGAAGGCACUGAGAGUUGAGACCACAGAGGGUCUCAGGACCUUGAGAGUUGGUUUCUAAGGGUAACAUACAGAGAGGUUAGUUUGGGGCCUUACUUGGACUUUAGGCAUCAAUGUGUGGAGAGGUCCUUGGAGCAGCCUGACAGCAAGAAGAAAACUGGAAGUCCCCUCUUCAUCAGGGACCACUUUCAUCAGAUGGGCCCUCAUUCACUGUAGACUACAAGUCCAGGUCCUAGUGAAAGUCUAGAGAGAAGAAUCUGUGCUUGCCAUCUCCUCUCAGCUUGUUCCCUGUGUCUUCCAGCUUGAGAUGUCAUUUGUGGCAUCCCUUUUACAGGCACCCACAAAGGCAGCCAUAGCAGGAGGAUGGUUUCUAACUUUGAAUCAGAAAGACGUGUUACUGUGGCUUGUGGAGACAGGACAUGGGGCAAUGGUUUUAAACUAGAAAAGGUUAGAAUUAGAUUGGAAGGAAGUUCUUCAUGAUGAGAUUGGUGAGGCACUGGAACGAGUUACUCAGAGAAGUUGUGGAUGCUCCAUCCCUGGCUUUGUUCAAGAUCAGGUUGGAUGGGGCUUUGAGCAACCUGGCCUAUAGUGGAAGAUAUCCCUGCCCAUGUCAGUGGGGUUGGACCAGAUCAUCUUUAAAGAACCCUUCCAGCCCAAACCAUUUGAUCAUGCUAUUAUUAGCUUGCUGUAAUCACGUGUCAGGAUUCAAGGCAUCUUAUAAUCUCUCUAGAUUUCAUCCCAAUAAACCUAACUCAGACCUGAGAAUACUGUAUAGUGUUAUCCUCAUAAUGCUCCAAGGCCCUUCUGCUUUCAUUCCCCCUUUAUCCUUCUACUACUGAUCUAUGAGCAGUGAUAUUCUGUGCACUGAGGGGCUGUGAAAGAGGAGAUCCUCGAGUGAUUUUCAAACACCCAGGUAGGAUCUAGAGGUCUGAUCUGCUGCACAGAGUCCCAGCAAGGUCACAACUAUGUUUUCCCUUCUGUCCCUUCCCCAUAUUAUGUAAUCUUGUGUACUACACUUUGACUUGAAGAGCUGUUGGAUGACUGAUUGCUUCUUGCAUCUUCCUGAGUCUCCUCCAUGACAAUCCCUCUCCCCCCUCUUUGUUCUUCAGCCUUCUUCCUUUUCCUGGUUUAUUUGUAUACUGGAGUUUUACUGGAUAAAUAGGGAGAAGAAUGAUCUGGGUGUGUGCACAGAGGGAAAUUACCCAAGGUACAGUACCAUCAAAGCAUAUUUUAGAUACUGAAAGACAGGUACCUGAAAUACUGAGUCUUCAAGUAGGCUUUAUUUCUGGGUCUGUGGAAAAAAAAAAAAAAAGAAAAAAAAAAAGAGGGAAUUUUGCUUAGGCUGAUUACUGGCAUCAUAUUUAUAGAUAUUUAUGGAAAGGAAUCAUGUGUUUAUUGAUGUCUGUGGUAAUGAACGUGAAAUAACGUGCUUUUUGUUUUCUCAUCAGGUUUAUACAUUCUUAACAGAAUGCAAUAGACCCUGCUGUAACUGUCAACAUCAGUGAUGGAUGACAAUAUUUGUGUGAGGUUAUCUGUAAAAUGUACUGCUGUUAUUCAGUUCAUUUGGAAUAGUGAACUUGUAGCCAACAAUGUACGAGUCCCACAUUUUAGCUAGGAUUUAAAGAGCACAGUGAAAUGCUGUAGGAGUUUCUCUGUUGUUAAAUUAAUAGGAUCCAGAGUACCCUAUCUGCUUAGUAGGUGGUAGCAUGCUUUCUUUUCAUAGAGAGUUUAUCACUAUCGUGAGCACUGCAAAGUUCAUAGACUGGAUGAAAAAUUGCUCCUAGUAAGUGCAGCAAAAUACUUUAAACUUCUCUUUUAACAACAACAGCUUUAAUAACAACAGUUAUUAACAGUUUUAAUAACAACAGCUGAGUGGUGAGAGACAAGGAAGGAGUAAUUAGGAGCAGGGGCUUCUAGUAAGAUCGCAGGAGCUAAUCCUACACUGAAAAGACAGACUUGCUGCCUCUCCUAAUCCACAGCACAUUGCAAAGAAAUUAGUUUUGAGCUUAAACCACCCUUUCAGUUGCAGAAUACAGCUACUUUUCUCUGGCUGGCAGCAAACAUGCCUAAUAAGUAAAACACAGUGGGUUGUUAUUGGAGAACAGUGUGUUGAAAGUGGAAAUCUCUCUGGGUAAUGCUUGCUCCUGGUCAGAGAGCCAGUGCCAAAUCUGUGCACCAGCACAGGUCUUUAGUAGGGCUCACACAGACCCGAGCAAUGCCCGACCCCUGUGUGGAGCUGGAGGGGGAAGGGCCAGCCCCAUCCUGUGAGGGCAGGGACACCCACCCAUCCUUGAAGGCUGUUGUCCUGAGCUGCAUACAGAUCCAUAGCUUAUGCUCCCUUUGGAACAAGUCAUUUGUGCAAAUGCAGUUCUGAUGUUACAUGGGUUUUGUCUGUACAUCUGCCUUACAAGGCAGAAGCACCACAGGUCUCUCUGAUUCUGAGUAUUAACAAUUGCAAGCAGUGGUAUCUCUAGCUCGUCAUUAAUUUAAUACGUUUCUUUGCUUGAACCUUACAUUAAGGCUAAAGAGCAUCUUGGUCAAAACAAAACUCUUUCCAUGUGGUGUUAUCCCACCUCCAGUCCUAAUGUCUCACCCCGGUGCCUUUAGGAGAGAGGCACAGCAGAAUGUAUUCAGGUCCAUCAGCAGUUCCGUGAGAUGGCUUUAUCUCCUGGUACCAGGCUGCUCGCUUAAACAGCUUGGCAUCAGGAAAGUCCUUAUUUCCUAUAAGGUACACAAAGAAUGUUUUAUUUGUAUCUAAUGUAAGGAUUUCUGUAACAAACUGUGAAAAAAAAAAAAAAAAAAGAAAAGAUAAUGGAUUAUUAAAAAGUACAGGGCUGGAAAGGUCUAGAAUUCACAAAUUGUACACAUGCCUGUGUUUCUGAAGACAAAUCUAUGCAGUUGUGUUUUACUGUAGGAAAUUUCGUUUUUAUGUACAUAUAUAUAUUGUAAAUAAAUAGGAUGCUGUAUAUUUUUGCAGUUGUUUAUCCCCUAUGAUAUAUAAGUGUUGAGAUAGGCUCUGCAUAUUAAGAAUAAUUUUAAUAGAAAUACAAGUGCUUUAGCUUCAGACUUAGCAAAAUCUAUAUCUUUUCCUUUCUUCCAAGAGUUGGCAAUUUAAAUCCUGAACUUGAAAUUAUAAUUACAUUGCUAAUGUAAAAACAGCAAACCAAAAAAAAAAAAAAGAAAAAAAAAAAAAGAAAAACCAGAAAAGGUCCAAUGAAAUUGCUAGGCCUAAUUGCAGCACAUCUCCCCGGUUUCUCCAUAGCAAGUCUUUCCUAGCACAGAGGGCACAUUUAGUGCCCACAGUUCCUGAGCUGAGGUCAGGUGGCAGCAGCACGCUGACACAGCCUUAUGCAGAAAGCAGAGUAAGCUGCAGCCUGCAACCUGCCCUAACGUUAUGUCACUUUGGUUUUCAGGCAUAGGUAUCUAUAUUCCGUGGAAGACAACUAGUACAGAUAGAAGUCAGACAAGGACUUGUGCACUUCCUUUUCAGCCAGCAAAAACGUAGUUGAGACAUGAAGUAUCACAUACCAGGGUAGGUGACAAUCACAGCAACUGGUGCAGUUUUAGCCUGUGUCCCGCAGCUCCCCACCACGGCCUCAGGCAUCUGCUAUCUGUGACCACACGAGCACCUCCUGUGCUGGGAGAUAUCAGCCGCACAGGGAUGGCUUUGUAUGUAUGAUGAAGCAGACACCAGCAUUUUGUUCGGGGGAUGGCUGCGUGUCUGGGGUGCAGGGGUGGAAGGGAACCACAGUUGUGUAAGUCCUGAGACUGCCUCCACAGGAGUGCAGCCUUGGUGCUGCAGGCAUAGAGUCUCACUAGUAAAACAUGGAAAUGUGUUUUUCAGGAUUGAUGGAAAGCAGAGCUUGAGACGUGCCUCUAAAAAUAAUUGUAUUCUUUCCAUGCUUAGUUUAUUAUCUUGGAUGAAAAUGAAACUUGAAAUAGCAUUUGCUUUCACCGUGAGCACAAAUUUGAGGAAAAAAUUACAUGCAGUCACUUCUAUGGAGCUUUUCAAAUUAAUAGUACGUUUUGUUUUCACUGUUACAGCCAACAAAAUACAAACUGUAAAGGUAUAUUUCCACAAGACUUGAACUUGUUUAUAGAAAUCUGUUUAUAGCAUCCCAAGGUACGCUAAGGCUCACCCAAACCCAGUGUUAACAAUACAGUUUGAGUGAUGUACAUUCAAUACGAGCUCAUCUCUAAUAGAUUGUUCAAGUGAGUGAUUGGUAACAUUUUGCUCCUGCUAUCAUCAUCAUACUUUGUGCUCUUCAUGUUCAAAUAAAUGAUGCAGUUUUCAGUUUCAGUGUGUAAAUAAACUAAAAAAAAAAAAAAAAUGUAUUAUGUUCUGUAAUCUCUCUGUUACCUCUAUAGUUUUUGAACAUUAAAAUUGUGAUCUCAGCUAA